AUGAGUUCGAAUCCACAACAAUCAAAAUCAUCAGGACCACCAUGGGUACCCAAUACGGCCUCACUAGGGGGUAUCCCAACCGUAUCUGUUGACGUACCCAUCGACGCCGUCUUCCUCGCACUAUUCAUUGUCGCCGCCGCUUCUCACAUGACAUUAUUCCGCCGUAACAAGGCUAGAGGGCACAAAUUCAUCCCAUCCGGCGCAACAUUCGGCUUCUGCAUGGCUCGUAUCGUGGCAAAUGUCCUUCGAAUCGUUUGGGCUUGUUAUCAACAUAACGUGCGCGUUGCUAUCGCUUCUCAGAUCUUCGUCGCUGCCGGUGUUGUUGUCCUGUUUAUUCUGAAUCUACUCUAUUCGCAGCGUCUGCUUCGAGCAGCUCAUCCUCAUCUCGGAUGGUCUCGUCCGGUAUCAUAUCUGUUCAAGGCGCUCUAUGCGCUCGUCAUCAUCAGUCUGGCAAUGCUCAUCACAGUUACCGUGCAGAGUUUCUACACCCUCAAUACGAACACAAGACGCAUCGAUCGUGAUGUCCAACUGUAUGGAUCGACGUACUUCAUGACGGUGUCGUUCCUCCCGUUCGUUAUCAUCGCCUAUAUCCUUCUGGCUCCGCGUUCAGAUACCCAGCGGAUUGAGAAAUUCGGCAAGGGGAGGUGGCGUACCAAGAUCAGGCUUCUCUGCGCGACAACUUUCCUCCUUUGUCUAGGUGCUUCGUUCCGCUGUGGGACGAGUUACAAGAAUCCAAGACCGGCGACGGAUCCAGCGUGGUAUCAGCACAAAGCGUGCUUCUAUAUCUUCAAUUUCGGCGUUGAGAUAUGCACCGUGUACAUCUACUUGUUCGGACGCUUUGAUCAGCGGUUCUAUGUGCCUGAUGGAAGCUCGAAGGUCAGACAUUAUCGUGGCAAUUCUGUUAGUGAGGCAUCUGAGCCGAAGGGAUACGAGCAGCAAGUUCGAAACGAAGACGGGGAUGAGGAAAGUGGAUUAGAUACUUUGCCUAUUGUUGAUGAGGCAAGGAAGGUGGAUUAUGCAAAUAACGAACAGACGGUGGUAUGA
Molecule: messenger RNA, 1044 nt
Organism: Paecilomyces variotii
Lineage: Eukaryota; Fungi; Ascomycota; Eurotiomycetes; Eurotiales; Thermoascaceae
Exons: 2
Coding region: 1-1044 (347 amino acids)
Source: RefSeq, a predicted model, not a curated record